Heteronotia binoei (common prickly gecko) is the source of this 4173-nucleotide messenger RNA. RefSeq names its product ubiquitin associated protein 2 like (gene UBAP2L). Gene Ontology annotation, cellular component: nucleus; cytoplasm. The record is from RefSeq and is a predicted model, not a curated record. NCBI's taxonomy places the organism in Eukaryota, Metazoa, Chordata, Lepidosauria, Squamata, Gekkonidae. The transcript has 28 exons. Gene Ontology annotation, molecular function: protein binding.
GUUCGGAAGGGGGCGCGGCGGGGUGGGCGUGGCCUCGCCCUUCUCACGUGACGCGGUCGCGCCGAAGCCCCUCUCGGCCUCCUCCCCCCCUUCCACCAGCGUCACGUGUCCAGGAGGGGGCGGUCGCGGCCGCGCUGGGUUUAGUUGUCAGUGUGUGUGGUGGCGGCGGCGGCGGUGGAGACUCAGAGUUCUACCUUGUAAAUACUGUUAUUUGUAUAUACUGUAAAUGAUGACAUCGGUGGGCACUAACCGAGCCCGGGGAAGCUGGGAACAGACACAGACGCAGAACCAGGCACAGCACAAGCAGCGGCCACAGGCCACUGCAGAGCAGAUUCGGCUUGCACAGAUGAUAUCGGACCACAACGAUGCUGACUUUGAGGAGAAAGUGAAACAACUAAUCGACAUCACAGGCAAGAACCAGGAUGAGUGCGUCAUCGCCCUGCACGACUGUAACGGGGACGUGAACAGAGCCAUCAACGUGCUAUUGGAGGGGAAUCCAGACACGCACUCCUGGGAGAUGGUCGGCAAGAAGAAAGGUGUUUCAGGACAGAAGGACAGUGGGCAGACGGAACCCAGCGAAGAAGGCAAAGAGAACCGAGAGAGGGAGAGAGACUUCAGCCGACGACGUGGUGGAUUGCCAAGAAGGGGCCGGGGUGCGAGCCGCGGAAGAGAGUUUCGGGGCCAGGAGAACGGACUGGAUGGUGGCAAGACUGGUGGAUCUUCUGGAAGAGGCACAGAGAGAGGCCGACGGGGGCGUGGGCGAGGCAGAGGUGGAUCUGGAAGACGGGGAGGAAGGUUCUCAGCCCAAGGCAUGGGAACUUUCAACCCAGCGGACUAUGCGGAGCCAGCCAGCACGGAAGAAGGUUACGGGAAUAGCAACAGCAACACGUGGAACAACACUGGUAGCUUUGAACCGGACGAUGGGACGAGUGCGUGGAGGACAGCGACGGAGGAGUGGGGGACCGAGGACUGGAAUGAAGAUCUUUCGGAGACCAAGAUCUUCACCGCGUCCAACGUCUCUUCGGUGCCUCUGCCUGCAGAAAACGUGACCAUCACGGCUGGACAGAGAAUCGACCUGGCAGUGCUGUUAGGAAAGACCCCUUCUUCUCUGGAGAACGAGUCUCCCAGCCUGGAUUCCUCGCAGGCUCCGGCUCUCAGCCAGCCGCUGGUGUUCAGCAAUUCCAAGCAGAGCACCAUCUCCCAGCCCACAUCGGGGAACACCUUCUCUCACCACGGCAUGGUGAGCAUGCUGGGGAAGGGGUUCAGCGACGUUGGCGAGGCGAAAGGCACCCCCACCACCCCUACCACGGGCUCGCAGUUCCUCGAGCAGUUCAAGACGGCUCAGGCUCUGGCCCAGCUGGCAGCUCAGCACCCCCAGCCCGCUGGGAGCAGCAGCACGGCCGCCUCCUGGGACAUUGGCGCCACCCCCCAGUCCUCCUCUCUCGUGCAGUACGAUCUGAAGAACCCGUCAGACUCCACGGUGCACAGCCCGUUUGCCAAGCGCCAGGCCUUCCCGCCCACCUCGGCCAUGAUGGAUGUGUUCCUGCAGGACAAGCCGCCUGUGGGGACCGCCUCCGUCGCGGCCCCGCCGCCCCCCUCAUCCCCCCUGGCUAGCAAAACCAACCCAGUCCCUCAGAUGUCCCCGGGCUCCUCGGACAACCAGUCCUCCAGCCCCCAGCCGGCCCAGCAGAAGUUGAAGCAACAGAAGAAGAAGGCCUCCUUGACAUCAAAGAUUCCCGCUUUGGCGGUGGAGAUGCCCGGCUCUGCGGAUAUCUCAGGGCUCAACUUGCAGUUCGGGGCGUUGCAGUUCGGUUCGGAACCUGUCCUCUCGGAGUACGAACCCACUCCGGCCACGAGUGCCUCCGCGAGCCAGCCUCCGAGCAGCCUGUACACAAGUACGGCGAGCGAGUCUCUGUCCACGAUUUCGUCCAACAAGACCCAGGAGUCUGGUUACCAGAGCAGCACCAUGCCUACAGCAACAUAUACCUCCCAGAACAGCGCUCAGGGACCACUGUAUGAGCAGAGAUCCACCCAGACCCGGCGAUACCCAAACUCCAUCUCGUCCUCACCACAGAAAGACUUGACCCAGGCCAAGAAUGGCUUCAGCUCUGUGCCACCAACGCAGCUGCAAACCACGCAGACGGCUGAAGGUUCCGCAGGCCCCACAGUGAAAUCGGACUCCCCCUCCACGCCCAGCAUCGCAGCCCCUCUCAACGACACCGUCUCCGCCGCCUCCUUGCUCACCACGGGCACCCAGCACUCCUCGGUGCUCAGCAGCUUGAACCAUGCCGAGGAGCUCCCCAGCACAGCCACCACACAACACAGCAGCAAGCUUGAUUGACCAACGUUCCUCUCCCUCUCUGUAGCACGUUACCCCACCCAGCAGAACAGCCUCUCCUCCUCAACUUCCUCUGGCCGCACGUCAACUUCAACUCUUUUGCACACCAGCGUAGAGAGCGAAGCCGGCCUCCAUUCUUCCGCAAGCACUUUCUCCACCUCCUCCAGCACGGUCUCGGCUGCCCCGCCUGUGGUCAGCGCCCCCUCCAGCCUGAGCAGCGUCAGCAGCCUGGGCCUCAGCAGCAACUCCACGGUGACCGCCACCACCCGCAGCUCGGUGGCCACGACGUCAGGCAAAGCUCCCCCCAACUUGCCUCCUGGAGUCCCACCGUUGCUGCCGAACCCGUACAUCAUGGCUCCGGGGCUGUUGCAUGCAUAUCCACCCCAAGUUUACGGCUACGAUGACCUGCAGAUGCUUCAGACGAGAUUCCCGUUGGACUACUACAGCAUCCCGUUCCCCACGCCGACCACCCCACUGACUGGAAGGGACGCCAGCCUGAGCAGCAACCCUUAUUCUGGCGACCUCACAAAGUUCGGCCGAGGCGACGCCUCUUCCCCGGCGCCGGCGACGACCCUGGCGCAGCCCCAGCAGAACCAGACGCAGACGCACCACACCACCCAGCAGACCUUCCUGAACCCGGCUCUGCCCCCUGGCUACAGCUACACCAGCCUGCCGUACUACACCGGAGUCCCGGGGCUGCCCAGCACCUUCCAGUAUGGGCCUGCUGUGUUCCCCGUUGCGCCUACCUCUUCUAAGCAGCAUAGCGUGAAUGUCAGCGUGAACGCCUCAGCCACUCCGUUUCAGCAGCCCAGUGGCUAUGGCUCCCACGGAUACAGCACCGGCGUGUCGGUAACAUCCAGUAACACGGGCGUGCCCGACAUCUCUGGCUCGGUCUACUCCAAAACACAGCAGUCCUUUGAGAAGCAGGGAUUUCACACUGGGACCCCAGCGGCCUCUUUCAAUUUGCCGUCGGCGCUGGGCAGCGGUGGUCCCAUCAACCCUGCCACGGCUGCAGCGUACCCGCCGGCCCCGUUCAUGCACAUCCUGACGCCGCAUCAGCAGCCGCACUCCCAGAUCCUGCACCACCACCUGCAGCAGGACGGGCAGCCGAUUCUGUACUUCCAACGCCAGCAAGAAGACCAGAGCGCCACCGGCCAGCGCAGCCAGGGAAGUUCCAUCCCGCAGAAAUCGCAGGCCAACAAGUCCGCCUACAACAGCUACAACUGGGGCGCCAACUGAAGGGGCCCGGCGGCGGCUCCACACUUCAACCAAGAGACGGACGGACGGACGGAAGCAGACGACCGACAGACAGCGACCUAACCAAGAAGGAAGGACCCCCCCGGGGGAGGAGCUCCCUUACCCUCGGCUUGGCCCUCGCAAGCCCCAGCGAGCACGGCCCACGUGGCCGCGCUCGGUGUUCUCCCCCACCCCGCCACCCUCUCUCUUCCCUUCCCCCUCCCUCAAUUGUAUGUAAUAUAGAAUUUGUAUCUUUUUUUCCCCCUUUUUUUUCUCUCUCUCUCUCUCUGCAUUCAUUCAGAUUACGAGCUGUUCAGCCGUAGGGGCCUUUCUUUUUUUUUGGUUUCGUUUUUCUACUCCCUUUACUCCUCUCCCCACUUCCCCCCCCCCCAAAAAAAGUACCGCCCGGCGGAUCCAAAGGAGUCAACACCUGGAGUUCCCCCCUCCUCCUACAAUGCCCCCCUUUAUUAUUAGGAAUAAGAGCAGUAAUUGAUAUGAACCGCAUUGUAAGAUUAAUUAGUUGAAGUGUUUUUUUUGUACUGUGUUCUAAAUUUAAUGGAUAAAUGUGUCUUGUAUAUAAAAACGAAAACCCCACUCUG